Sphaeramia orbicularis (orbiculate cardinalfish) is the source of this 2044-nucleotide messenger RNA. RefSeq names its product methionyl aminopeptidase type 1D (mitochondrial) (gene metap1d). The record is from RefSeq and is a predicted model, not a curated record. The transcript is spliced from 10 exons. Lineage: Eukaryota; Metazoa; Chordata; Actinopteri; Kurtiformes; Apogonidae. Bases 58 to 1083 code for a protein of 341 amino acids. Gene Ontology annotation, molecular function: metalloaminopeptidase activity. Gene Ontology annotation, biological process: proteolysis.
UUGGUAAUUCUUAUUGGCUGCUUGGAACCACAUGACUCGAGGACCACGUGACCCGCUAUGAUAGUAAUGGCGGCGCCCUGUUCGGCGGCAAGAACAGCAGGACUCGGUGGUUUUCUUCGCAGAAUUUAUUAUCUGGAAAGCUGUGGUCCCUCGGCUGCCCUCCAGUGUCAGCAACAUCGAUGUUUCUUUUGGAAGAAAUGGAAAAACUCCCAGUCUCACAAUGUAGUACGUCCAGCUACUGUUAGACCGGCCUAUGCAGUACCCAAGCACAUUGUGCGUCCUGACUAUGUGGGAACUGGUCUGGUCCCAGAAUGGCCAGACUACAUAGAAAUCAAUGACCAGGAGCAGAUCGAAGGCCUUGCCAGAGCGUGUCAGUUGGCCAGAAAUGUACUGCUCCUCGCUGGACGAAAUCUGAAGGUGGGUAUGACAACAGAUGAAAUUGACUUCAUUGUGCAUCAGGAGACGAUCAGACACAACGCUUACCCAUCGCCUCUCAGAUAUGGAGGUUUCCCAAAGUCAGUCUGCACCUCAGUCAACAACGUGGUCUGUCAUGGCAUACCUGACAGUCGACAACUACAAGAUGGAGACAUUAUCAACAUCGAUGUCACUGUGUUUUUAGAUGGUUACCAUGGUGAUACCUCAGAAACCUUCUUGAUUGGCAAGGUGGAUGAGGUGGGACGGCGACUAGUGGAAACUGCCAGACGAUGCAGAGAUGAGGCCAUCGCUGUCUGCAGACCAGGGGCUCAGCUGUGUGUUAUAGGAAACACUAUUAGUGAAAUUGCUCAGGCCAGUGGGUUCCAGGUGUGUCCGUACUUUAUUGGACAUGGAAUCGGCUCCAAUUUUCAUUGUCAUCCUGAGAUCUGGCACCAUGCAAAUGACAAUAACAUGACCAUGGAAGAAGGGAUGGCUUUCACAAUAGAGCCCAUACUGAUGGAGGGGUCUGCAGAGUUUAAGAUCCUAAAGGACAAAUGGACCGCAGUGUCUGUAGAUGACAAAAGGUCGGCUCAGUUUGAACACACAGUGGUCAUCACAUCUGACGGAGUGGAGAUUCUUACUAAACUGCCAGAAGAGGAUGAAGUGUGAUGUGAAGAAAUCGAACUGAUGAUGAUUAACUGUUAGAAAAGUGUUGAAACAAGGGUUUAAGCUUCCGUUUGUGGUAAAAACAUGAUACACAAGCUUGAAUAUUAGUUAAUCAGGACUUAUUUUUACAGGUUUGCUGUUUCUAACUUAAAAAUGUACAAAAUAAAUUAAACUUACGGUUUUAUUGUAUGUUGAAAUAUUAAAUUGGUGUUAAAGUGCAGUAUGUAGACACUACAAAGUCAAAAGCUUUUCUCAGAGGAAUGAGCUACUCAGGCUUACAAUGGUCUGUUCAUUUUGUUUAUUGCUUAUGUUUCCUUAAUUUAAUUUCCUUUUUCUCACCAUUAUUGUAACAAUAUAUUGACUCAGUUUUGGAAUGAACAAGCAGUGAACUGACAAAGGUUAAAAAAGCUUUUAUUACAAAAAGCGAAAAAUCUUCGAAAUUUCAGAUUUAGAAACAAAAACUUAUCAACAAAUUAAAUUUUUACGAGAAGUAGUACAGGGUGACCUUACAGUUUUUGUACAGUAAUGGAAGUAAAUAAAGUAUUGUCUCUAUCUUUAACAGAAAGUUAAAACACCUUCUGAAGCAUCCUUUGAACAUUAGUAUUUAUAAAUCCACAAAAGCUGAAUAACAAAGCAAUAAACAAAAUAAAUACAUGACAAACAAAUCAUAACCCUUAAAAUUAUAGCUCAUUUACAUAAAUAAAGGUGAUGGAGGUGCUUUUAUGCAUGAAAGAUAAUACAAAAGCUUAAAAGGAAAAAUAAUGGCAUUAAAACAAUGAAGGUAUGACAUUAAGACAGAGAAAAUAGAGUAGAAAAACAGAUAAAUAAUGGAAACACGACAUGAUAACCUAGGAUUAAAAAAAACACUUGAGGAAAAAGCAAUAUUUAAUUUUGAACUAGUUUCACAUUUAUACAUUUAGAGACACAAAAAUAGUGGUUACAGGUUCAACUCAUUUCUAAAAUU